AUAGAAUAUUUGAACUGUUUGUGGAAAAAGUACUUUUUAAUAAAAAAAAAUCAUAUAAAUAAUUGUGCAAUAAAAACUGUUCGCGCUUUUAGAAAAUAUUUUCAUUGCGCAAAGUGCCAUUUCAAAUUCAACAAAAACAAAAAUACUACACAAAAAUUUUGAAAACAGCUGAUUAGUGCGUGAGCCUCGCUAACAGCUAACAAAGCCACAUUCUUACAUAGAAGAAUACCAAAUACUUAGUGCUUCAAGAUGAAUCAGAUAUGCAAAGUCUGCGGUGAACCAGCCGCCGGUUUCCAUUUUGGCGCCUUCACAUGCGAGGGCUGUAAGUCGUUCUUCGGACGCUCCUACAAUAAUAUCACAUCGAUUAGCGAGUGUAAGAACAAUGGCAACUGCGUGAUUGAUAAAAAGAAUCGCACCACCUGCAAAGCCUGCCGCCUACGCAAAUGCUUCACGGUGGGCAUGUCAAAAGGUGGUUCUCGCUAUGGUCGCCGCUCCAACUGGUUCAAGAUACACUGCUUGCUGCAGGAACAGCAACAGCAAGCCAUUGAUGCAGCGAAUAAGGCCGCAGCUGCUGCUGCUGCCGGCGGCAAUCAAGUCACAACGCAAAAUGCCGCUGGUUUCGUUGAUAUGGCCAGCGCGGCCGCCGCCGCUGCUGCUACGGCAGCCAAACAACACAUACAUUCGCUUAAUCCACACAUGGCUGCCGCCGGCGGCUUACUCGGCUAUCCUGGUUACCAUUUGCCUGAAAUGAUGGCACAGACUGCACCUUUUAUGUCUACACGUCAUCCUGCCGCCGAUGCUGCUGGUACGCUGCCCUUCUUCAUGAUGAACCAAAUACCGAGCAUGGGCUCAGCGCAGUCUGCCUUCCAGUUGCCACCACAUCUACUUUUCCCCGCCGCUGCUGCGGCCGCUUAUCAUCCAAAUUCCGCCCUCGCUGCGGCAGCGGCUGUUGAUGUUGCCUACCGUUCAGAAAUGUACAAUAAACACCGCCAGUCUGUCGAUUCAGCUAAAUCUGGCGAUUCGGCGCAUCGUUAUUCUCCACAAAUUGCCGCCACGGCUGCGGAGCAGCGUGUUCGCGAACAGCAACAACAACAACAAUCAGCACGUCACUCACCGGAAUUGUGCGUGUCGGGUGGCGACGAUGAUGAGGACGAUGAAUUGGAUGUGCACUCGCCUUCACCUAUCAUGGCGACCACAAAAACACACCAGCGUGCUGUUCACCAAGUGCAAGAAGCGCAACAAGCACAACAACAAAAGUUGCAUCACCACCAAAUACACAGCCCCAUUGCAAUACGUGCCACACCGCACACCACCUCCACACUCAGCAACACACUCUCCGUCCCGGUGCCUACCUCUGCGCUUACACCCAACUCAGUUAGUUCGCCAACACACCAACCUAGCUCUCCAACACCAACAGCCAGCGCUGUCGCCGAAUCUGCAGCGCUCUCUUUCGCCGCUAAAAUGCAAUCACUCUCUCCGGUCUCCGUCUGCUCCAUUAGUGCUGAGAGCUUUAGCGCCACAAGCCCACAACUACGUAAUGCCAGUAAUGUUGCUGAUGCGCAGGAUUGCCCCAUGGAUUUGAGCAUGAAAGCGGUCAGCUCGACGUCGCACGGUUCGACCCAUAGCAGCAAUACCAGCAGGGGUAGUGGCGUUUGCGAUAUGCAUUGCGAACUGAGUGAAGAAGAAGCAUCGGCGAUUGAUGUACGUCGUAAAUUCUAUCAGUUUAAUAGUGAACAAAGCUGCGAGUCGGAUAGUUCGUCUGAUGGCAGUGGUGCCGCUGUGGGAGUAAGUAAGCGUCAGAAAAUGAUCGAUGAGGGUUACAACUCGGUGGGUUAUGCCUCGUCACAGGGUUCAACAGCAUCGACGACGUCAGCGGCGAGCUUGCACGGCAUCUUCGUAUGCGUGUAGAUCAUGCAUAUGUAUGCAUAUGCACAUACAUACUCGUAUAUUGUGUUUUCGGCGCCGGCGCUCAGUGCAAAUGUGGCUUAGAGUAGGCGCUGUGGGAGGAGCUCACUCGCCGCCAACAAAGCUGUCAUUAUUCGUUCUUGUUGUUGUUAUUUUUAUUCGUUCAUGCUUGUUUUUGUGAUUUUUGAUCGGUGCAACUGUUCAAAUGCAAAUGAGCACACACUCACACAUAGCGAUUUAAGGCAACGUGUGCUCUCCAACACCACUUUGAUCGAAUUCGCACGCCUACACAUAUUUGAAUUGCUCACGCUCACCUAACGGUCGUAACAGCUUACCAUUAGUGUAUUAGAUGACAUUUCCAAACCAUAGGCAGAUACACAAGCGCACUCUUCUUUCUCCUUUGCGCACACAGUACACUCAAAUCGCACCGAGUUAGAUAUUUUAAAUGAGUUAAAGCGAGAUGGCGAUGCAAUGCAGGCGCUUGUUAGACGGCAAACGAAGAAACAAAUGAGCGCAAAACAACAACUACAUAUGUAUGUAUAACAAUAACAUGUGUGUGUGUGUACAAUCAAAUCCAAAUAUAUUUACUACUGUAAUUGAAUUUAAUGGCAAUUUAGUCGCAUUUAGUCGAUUUUAAUUUAAUUAAUGCAAAUUUAAAUGGAAAUGUUUUUAAAAGUUAUGUUAGUUUUUAGUGAAAUGUGGACAUAUGGAAAUAUGAUAAACGCGAAGUGUUAGAAAAAUAAUCUGUCAAAAAGUAUAUGAAAGUUAGGUAGUUUUUAAUGAAAAUAGAAACGGAAAAAACUGUUUAUUAGCACCACCAAUUAAUUCUUAAUUAAUAUAAUGUAAACUUAGAAGAUUUUUGUAAAUAGUUAGCUAUU
Molecule: messenger RNA, 2783 nt
Organism: Anastrepha obliqua
Lineage: Eukaryota; Metazoa; Arthropoda; Insecta; Diptera; Tephritidae
Gene: kni
Product: zygotic gap protein knirps
Exons: 3
Coding region: 250-1908 (552 amino acids)
Biological process (GO): regulation of DNA-templated transcription
Molecular function (GO): zinc ion binding; DNA-binding transcription factor activity; sequence-specific DNA binding
Source: RefSeq, a predicted model, not a curated record